GUUUUCUAUUCAACUGCGACGUAAUUUUUACUCCCGUUUAAACGUAUAAAUGUACUUGUGUUUUAAUGGCUAGGCCUCGUCUUUCUAGAUUCAACGUUAUUCUGCAAUAACUGAAGGACAUUGUGCACACAUACAUUUGUUCACGGAUAAAUUUACACUGUGACGAAAAUAAUUCAUCACCAGAAACUGUAAUAUUCUUUAUUGUUGUCACAUCAAAUUUAAAUGUUUCUGCCUUUUACAAGUUGAAGUGUUGAAGUUGUCGAAUGUUUGCCAAGUUGUAAAUUGGACAAUUCCAUCAUUGCAUUUUGUAUACUUAUCGGCAUAAUUUAAUAAUGGACAGUAGCAUAAUUUCUAGUUAGAUGCAGUGUAAAUCCUCGCUGUACGCUAUAUAUAUUUAGAGAAAAAAAUAAUGUCAUGGCUAGUUAUAUACCUUGUAAACCCUUCUACUUCUAUACAAAUUUAGAGAAAAAAUUAUGUCAUUGUUAAGUAAAUAUAACAUGCUUUACAAGUUGUUAAGGACGCCAUUCAUUAUUAUUAUUUAUAUAACGUUGUGCAUCCCUAAGCAAGCGACAAUGCCAUUAAUACAAGAUAUAUAUAUACAUUUGUUGAUAAUGUAUGUAGUGUCACUACAUUGGUGAUUAUUGAAGAGUUUGUAUCUGAUUUUUUUGACAGGUAAGUAUGUGGUAGGGGUGUGUUUGUGUGACAUGUAAGUUUGUGGUAGUGGUGUAUGUGAGAGGUAAUUAUGUGGUAGUGGUUUGUGUAACAGGUAAGUUUGUGGUAGUGGUGUGUGAGUGUGUGUGUGUGACAGGUCAGUAUGUGGUAUUGGUUUGUGUAGCAGGUAAGUUUUUUUCUGGUAAAGGUGUGAUUGACAUGUAAGUUCGUGGCGGUGAGUGUGUGACAUGUAAUGUUGCGUUAGUUUUGUUGGGGGGGGGGGCGGGGAGAUUAGAUCUUGGUUUUGGUGUGUGAAACAUCUGAGUAAAUAUGACUUGAUUGAAACUAAUCAUUUUGCUGUAUUAUGAGUGUGGGAGGCAGGUGACCGUAAUUGUGAGCUUGUUUAAGGGGCUUUGACGAAUAAGAUUGAAGUGAAAGCGGGCGGGUCAGUUAAGAUGGACAGCUUUGGGUUAAGCCCUUUGGGACAGGUCAGUUAUGCGGGACGAGUUUGGGUUAAGCCCUUUGGGACAGGUCAGUUAUGUGGGACAGCUUUGGGUUAAGUCCUUUUGGACAGGUCAGUCAGGUGGGACCGGUUUGUAGUAAGCAUUGGAGACAGGUCAGUUAUGUGGGAUCAGUUUGUAGUAAGCGUUGGACACAGGUCAGUUAUGUGGGACCGGUUUGUAGUAAGCGUUGGAGACAGGUUAGUUAUGUGGGACCGGUUUGUAGUAAGCGUUGGAGACAGGUCAGUUAUGUGGGACAGGUUUAAGAAAUUGUGUUUGUGUGACGGCCGCGAGACAAGAACGCUCCGUGGUGUCAGUAAUGUCUUACUGUGAACUUUUCUUGUGCUCCCUAAUUCGUUAAUAUCCACGAUAUUAAUGGCUGCCUGGACGUCAACAAUGUGCGGACAUGUCAUGAAACGCACACAGCAAUGACUCUGACAACCUUUUAUCUUGGUCUUUAUAGAAGGGAAGUAAGCCUCUGAAUUUUCAACACUGCCAAUAAAAAGAGUGGUCUACCCUGACAUGACACUGAACGCAGUAAAUCUUGCAGCCUGCACGGUGCUGAUGUGCAUUAUACAACUGGGUAAGUCUAACUUAACAAACGUGUACAUUUGUCUAAAUUAUAACACUGUAUUCAGCACACGGAUCAAUAAUUGCUUAAAGGAAAUACUUCAAUAUUUUAACAUAACAAGCACAUCAGUACGACACACGCAUGAAGUGUGCAUAAAUCGUUGAUAAAAUAAGAAUUCAUCAUUAAAAAAAAAAAAAAAAAUCAAAAAAAAAAUUUAAAAAAUCAUACUGUGUAAAUUAUUAAGCCCCUAUAUUUUUUAAGGAAAUACUUAAAUAUUUUAACAAAACAAGCACAUCAGUACGAAACACGCAUGAAGUGUGCAUAAAUCGUUGAUAAAAUAAGAAUUCAUCAUUAAAAAAAAAAAAAAAUCAAAAAAAAAAUUUAAAAAAUCAUACUGUGUAAAUUAUUAAGCCCCUAUAUUUUUUUAUGAAAGUAAAAGCAAUUCGGAGUUCGGUAUUGUCACUUAUGAGACAGCACUUAGGCUUCUAUGCGGUAUUUUGUUAAUCUUACGUCAUCAGAGACAAUGGUUCCUAAUUUGAUGUUACUGUCCACGCACCGUAUCCCGGCUUGUGUGCAUGUGCUGUGUGGCCUCAGAGGAUUUGAAUAAGUGUGUUCAGAGGAUUUAAAGUGGGAUCAGAGGAUUUAAGGUGGGUUCAGAGGAUUUGAAGUGGUUUCAGAAGAUUUGAAGUGGGUUCAGAGGAUUUGAAGUGGGUUCAGAGGAUUUGAAGUGGUUUCAGAAGAUUUGAAGUGGGAUCAGAGGAUUUAAAGUGGGUUCAGAUGAUCUGAAGUGGUUUCAGAAGAUUUGAAGUGGGUUCAGAGGGUUUGAAGUGGGUUCAGAGGAUUUGAAGUGGUUUCAGAAGAUUUGAAGUGGGAUCAGAGGAUUUAAAGUGGGUUCAGAUGAUCUGAAGUGGGUUCAGAGGAUUUAAAGUGGAUUAGAGGAUUUAAGGUGGGUUCAGAUGAUCUGAAGUGGGUUCAGAGGAUUUGAAGUGGGUUCAGAGUAUUUGAAGUGGGUUCAUAGGAUUUAAAGUGGGUUCAGAGGAUUUAAAGUGGGUUCAGAGGAUUUAAAGUGGGGUUCAGAGGAUUUAAAGUGGGUUCAGAAGAUCUGAUAUGUUUAGAAGAUUUGAAGUAGGUUCAAAGGAUUCGAAGAGCGCCCGGUGACGUGAGGACCAUUCUCUGCUUUCGGUAAAGGAACCUCGCUCUGUCAACUGGGUCCCUUUCGCUCAGUCGUGUACAAUCUUCUCAUAAUUUUUUUUUUCCCUUCAGCUGCUGUUUCUGACUCCACUGCACUUGUCCCUGGUAUAGAUAAUCACGUCUUUCGUGCUUAGUUCUUUGCACCCGCAAUGUAAAAAUGAGUAUGAUGGCAAUAGCAGGAAUUGAGAGGGAAAAAAUUAUUCAGGUGGAAAGUUCUUUAUUUGUGUUAUUGGUUUUCCAGUUGGUCGGGUUAGUUUAUGAGUCGACAAUGCUCUCCUUGGGCAGUUGCAGUUUUGAAAGAUCUUUUCCAAAUGUGAUAUCAACUCUGCCAUUCUUUAUUAUGUACAUUUCAUUGACCUGGCCUACUCCUGGCUAAUUACUGCCUGACUCAUGUCCAACUCCUGCCUUACCGGAUUAAAAAAAAAUAAUAAUAAAAUGUCCUCCUGCUUAAACAAAGGGGCAUAACUAAAUUUUUGAACUUUAGUUUUAAAAAAAUGAAGACUUAUAAUUUCUAACAAACAUCGUCAUUGUAAUUUAAAUUUGUGUUUUAAAAGAAUGAAAGAAAUGAUAUAAUUAUGACACAAAAUAAGGUUAUUUGGACAAUUGAAUUAUGACAUCUGAUUUAACUAUCGCUGCAUUCUCAGAAAAAAAUGAACCGACAAUCACCAUAGUAACAGCCGGUAUUAUCUACCAAUGUUAAGCAGUAUUGAGUUUUAUAUUCUGUUUGUGGAUAUACAGUGGAACCUCUCAUAACGAGCACCUCUCAUAACGAGUAAUUCGCAUAACGAGCAAAAAGAAAAGAUGUGAAGAAAUUGCUCCUUUAACGAGCGACAUUUCGCAGAACGAGUUACUUUUCCCAAAUUUAUUUGUGAGCCGGGACUUCCGCGCCGAUGCAUUAGUCUGUGUUUAGCACUCGGUCUGUUAACGUAUUGUUUUCUUGUGUGAUCACCAGUUUUUAAAAAAAAUUGUAUUCACACUCCAGACUCGUAAUUUUUUUUUUAUGUGCAAAGUGUAAUGACCUGUGCUAAAAUGUUUUCGAAGAAAAAACCACAAGAAGACAAUCAUAAGAGAGAAAAAUAACUGUUGAAAUGAAACGUAAAAUCAUUUAAAAACGAGAACAAGGUGUGAGCGUGGCUAAUCUAGCGCGCACAUACAAUCGGUCAACAUCAACGGUCUGCACUAUUCUUAAGAAGAAAAACAAAAUUAAAGGAGAUGGAUGCUUCAAAGGGAAACUGUUGCAUCGUACAAUUGAGAAGCAUCACCCUAAUAAGGAGGUGGCUAGUCGUGCUACAAUUUUAUUCAAUGAUAAUGCUGUGAAACAUUUUCGUAAAAUUUUGAAGUGUCGGCAAAAACACAUUGCUUUAGACAGUUUUCUAGUUAAAAAGGAUUAAUUAUUUGUCAUAAAUUCAUAUUUUAUUUACGUUUUUUGUUUCAAAUCUAAAUUGUAUUCCAAGUUGUUACACUCCUUAACAAUUCAUAAGUAAUUUUAUUUCAAUAAAUGUUAAUAAUAAUUUUUGAAAAUUUAUUACUUUUUCAGAAUGGAACGUAUUAUCGUAUUUUAAAUUGAUUUGUACGGGAAAAAAUUGUUUCGUUUAGCUAGUGUUUCGCUUAACGCGUAAGAUUCUGGAACGAAUUAUGUUCGUUAUGAGAGGUUCCACUGUAUAUUAAACUACUAAUAUAUAUAUAUAUAUAUAUAUAUAUAUGUAUAUAUAUAUAUAUAUAUAUAUAUAUAUUAUAUAUAUAUAUAUAUAUAUAUAUAUAUAUAUAUAUAUAUAUAUAUUAUAUAUAUAUAUAUAUAACUAUUUUAUUUAUAUUAUAAUUUCAAUAAAUUUAAUAUCGAGCUGUUCGAUUGUUUCAUCAUCGAAACUUUCUUAGUCUAGUAGGCUAAGCUUCUUGUAGGAAUCAGCUUGUAAAGGCAUGCCAACUAUCAUCAGCUCUUAUAACUUUUGAACGAAAGAAGAUACAAACAUACAGAUUGGUCUUUAAAAAAAAAAGAACAAAAGAACUUCACUCGUGGCUGCAACUGUUUAGUUUACAUUCACCGAAUGUACGGAAGAUUAACGGCUAGGGGGCCUUAAGGAUCUGUGACUAUCCUCCUGCCAGACCACAUCCCAGCGUUGUAAGCAGGCGCUAACGCAAACUUGGGAGGCAAAAAUCAAACACUUAUGGCUGCAGAGGGUUAGUCCCUCCCAUGAUUCUGCUACACCUUUGUUCAUAUCAUCCCUUUAACUGGCUAGUUUAACACAAAACAUAAUAUGUAACUAUUAAUUUUAUUUUAACUUUCAGGACACGACGUUGAUGCCCAGGCACCUGAAGUGGUUGUCUUUGGAAGAUCCCAAGAGCGUGGUAGUGAUGGAACACCUGGGGGAACUUCGCAUAAUAGAGGACCUGGAGGGUCUGUUGGACAAGAGGUUGGCGGGAGCCCCGGGACUCCUGGGACAGAUGGUUUAACCGGGGCACAUUAUUUUUCUGACGGCGCCGCGGCUGAAGGAACGCCGGGGACUUCUGGGAGGAAUGGGAUACCAGGAAUUCCUGGGGCACCAGGUGUGGCUGUGGCUGUUAGUGGACCUGAGCGAAAUGUGGUGCCUGCGGCAAAAGGAGGAUCCCGCGGUGGGGGAGUUGGAGG
Molecule: messenger RNA, 5539 nt
Organism: Lymnaea stagnalis (great pond snail)
Lineage: Eukaryota; Metazoa; Mollusca; Gastropoda; Lymnaeidae
Source: the annotation of a GenBank genome assembly